UGCAGCCUUAUUUUGUCCGAACCACCGCCUUCAAUUGGCGGGAAUGCCGAAAAUUCGAAGAUCGGAUGGAGGGAGAGGGGGAGACUGAGAGACUAGAAACGCCGUGUUAGUGUUGGGUUCAGAAUGCAGAGAACUUAGGCCUCAACAAUGGAAGAAAUCAUCUCCCGAAUAGCUUCAGAGCUCGAAACCCACCAUGGCCUCAAUGGCACAGAUUCAGAAAUGCCCAUUUCAAGAUCAGCCCUCUUAGAUUUACAAACCCUGGCCGACAAUGCAGUCGACGCCGACGAUACCGACGACAUCGAUCGCCUGUGGGAAGAGCUAGCGUCAAAGAACAUCUCUCCGGCAUUCCUUGUUAGUCGGAUCACAGCUUCCAUGGACUCCGGACCUACCGACGUCACUCUCUUAGCUUCCAAAGUUUAUCUUUCGAUUCUCCUAUCUCCAAACUCUCCCGUUUUUACUUUGUUCACUCCUAUCGCGUUCGUUUCGCUCCUUCGUUCUAUCAGACGAUCUUUCAAGCAGCAUCGAUCUGUCCCACCGUCUACGGCAGCACUUGACAAUAGUGCCGGAAUCAAUAAGACGAAUAGAAAGAGAAAGGGCGGUGGGAGGGGUAAGGCUUUUCGCAAUACUGUCAAUGAUACUGAGGACGAUGUUGAAAGUGAUGGGGACCGGUUUGAUGUUAGAGUUCUAUUCCCUAUCCUCGAAAGACUAGAUUCGGUGUUGUGCCGAAUUCAUCUCGAUCGGUUCCCGGACAGUUUGAAGUCUUUAAUUCAAACUGUGGCAGAAAUCCCAGUUAUGGCGCUCGAGUCAUUCGACAAUUCGGCUAGCUACCAGAGGUUGUCUGACCUGUGUUUCCGGAUAUUGAAUGGGGUUUUGAAGACCGAGCAUGGAGACCAGACCAUCGCGGCCACUGAAGUGUUGAAAUCGCUGUCUCCGGCAAUUCUUUUACUGAAAUCGCAGGCCCGAGCAUUAGCAUUGAGAUUUGUGACACAUCAGAUGAUGACUGCAGCUAAAGACUCUGCUGCUGUCAGGAAAGCAAUUGCGUAUCUCCCUAGGUACUUGGUCCAAAAGGCACCCGAGAGGUCAGAGCCCCGUGCUUCUGCCGUGGAAUCAAUAAUGGAGAUAGUUCGAGCAAUGGAAUUCGACGAGCAAGUUGGCUUUAUGGAUUAUACGGUGAAGAUGACUCAGGGGAAGGCCAACCUGAGGCUACUAGCUGUCGAUCUUAUACCAAUGUUUCUGAUGUCAUUUCCGGAUCCAUUGGGGGUAAACAGAGAUGAGGAGGCUAAAGAUUGUUGGGGGCAAAGGUGUUUGGUUGCUCUGAUUCAGCGUUGUUCAGAUGCAGUUGCGGGAAUUCGAGCUCGGGCUUUAUCGAACCUGGCACAGGUGGUGGGAUUUUUAUCUGCAGAUGUUAGAAGCCAAGCUCGUUUGGAAGAACUGGUGGGUUUGGGGAACGCUGAGUGGCAGAAUAUGGAUGGGGGUCUAACUACACUUCUUAGGAAAAGGUGCAUGGAUGAGAAGGCAGCAGUUAGGAAAGCUGCCCUUCUUUUAAUUACCAAAUCGACUGCACUACUAGGAAGGCCUGUGGAUCAAGUCGUGCUCAAAACUAUGGGUAUUGCUUGCUCAGACCCUCUUGUUAGCAUUCGGAAAACAGCAAUGUCAGCUUUAUCAGAGGUAUUUAGAAAAUUCUCUGACAGAGGUGUAGUCAUUGAGUGGCUUCAAUCUGUUCCACGCUUAAUAACUGACAAUGAAUCCAGCAUUCAGGAGGAAUGUGAGAAUUUAUUUUUGGAAUUGGUCUUGGAUCGGGUAUCCAGAAUUGGAUCUUCAGGUUUGAGUCAUAUCAGAGAUUGUUGUUCCAAUCUGGAUGCAGGGAAGAAAAAUUUAGAAAAGAAAAUUGCUUUGUCUUUUCCUGAAGGAGUGUUGGUUCUACUGAAUGAGAUUUCCGAUGGAGAGGUCAUGCCUUGUGUGAAAAAAAUCUGUGCAAGCCUUGGAAAGAAGAAACGACUAAAACCUACUAUUGCUAUUGCACUCCAAAACAUUAUAAGGACAUCUGAGUCUCUCUGGUUGAGCCAUUCUAUGCCAAUAGAGAAGUGGACUGCUCCUCCUGGUGCUUGGUUUCUUUUAUCUGAGGUGUCAGCAUUUCUGCCAAAAGCGGUGGGCUGGGAUUUUCUCCAUCAUCACUGGCAGCUCCUUGACAAGACUUCACCAGAUGGUGAGGUUCGCAGCCCACUUUUGCAAGGAAAUACUGAUGAACAAGUUGAGGGCAUUGAAAUCAAUUCAACUGCCUGGGCAGGAGAUCGUGUUUUCCUCUUGCAGACAAUUUCUAAUGUUUCUAUGGAGCUGCCCCCAGAGCCUGCAGCAGAGUUAGCUCAUAACUUGCUGAAGCGGAUUGAGGAGUUCAACAUGCACUCAACAGAGGUAAAUGCUCAUGUAAAAGCCCUCAGAACUUUGUGUAAACGAAAGGCUUUGAGUCCUGAAGAGGGCGACAACCUUGUCUUAAGAUGGGUAAACCAGUUGCUCUCUAAAGCAUUAAAAGUUCUUGAAACCUACAUUUCAGAGGCCUCAGAAGUAAGCAAAUUGAAUAGCUUUUUUACACCACCUAGAACUGGGGACAGAAAGGGAAAGAGAGUAGCAGCCACGUCUCCCUCCUUAUUACGAACUGUCACCGCUGUAUAUACUAUUGGAUCAUUGGUAUUGGUUUGUCCUUCUGCAGAUUUAAAGAGCAUUCUUCCACUUUUACACACCAUUAUCACAUCAGAGACUUCUGAAUUAAAAGUGAAAAGAUUACCUGGCUCUGCAAUUCCCAUAAAGCAGAUAGCCCCUUCUCUCUAUAAUCAGUCAUGGCUAACGAUGGGGAAGUUAUGCCUUGCAGAUGGGAAACUUGCAAAGCGUUAUAUCCCUCUUUUUGUCCAGGAGCUUGAGAAGAGUGACUCUGCAGCACUUCGCAACAACAUUGUGGUGAUGAUGGCAGAUUUUUGUGUGCGAUACACUGCUCUUGUUGAUUGUUACAUAUCCAAGAUCACCAAGUGCCUGCGUGAUCCAUGUGAAGUUGUUAGAAGACAAACAUUUGUACUACUUUCAAGAUUAUUGCAGAGGGACUAUGUGAAGUGGAGAGGAGUGCUUUUCCUUCGAUUUCUCUUGUCCCUUGUUGAUGAAUCAGAGAAGAUCAGGCAGCUAGCAGAUUUUCUCUUUGGGAACAUCUUGAAAGCAAAGGCACCACUUCUGGCAUAUAACAGUUUUGUUGAGGCCAUAUUUGUUUUGAAUGACUGUCAUGCACAUGCUGGACACAGUGAAUCUCAAGGUGUGAGAACGGACAGCCGGCUCUUCUCAAUCCGAGGCAAUGAUGAAAAGUCUAGGUCACAACGGAUGCACGUUUAUGUUUCUUUGCUGAAACAAAUGGCUCCAGAGCACCUUUUGGCUACUUCUGCAAAGCUCUGUGCAGAAGUACUUGCUGCUGCAUCUGAUGGUUUGCUCAAUCUUGAUGAUGUUACUGGGCAGUCUGUACUGCAGGAUGCUCUCCAAGUACUUGCAUGUAAAGAGAUCCGGAUCCAGUCCAACCGUGGAACUGCAACUGAGUCAACAGAAAUGGAUGAGGAAGGGGGUGAUGGUGGAGGAGUUACAUUGGCUGCUGCAAGAGGGAGGUUAGCAACACAAGCAAUUAAAAAGGGCUUGAUCCAGAAUGCUAUCCCCAUAUUCAUAGAACUAAAGCGGCUUUUGGAGAGCAAGAAUAGCCCUCUCACAGGUUGUCUGAUGGAGUGCUUAAGAGUACUUCUCAAGGACUACAAGAAUGAGAUUGAUGAGAUAUUGGUUGCUGACAAGCAGCUUCAAAAGGAACUCUUGUAUGACAUGCAGAAGUAUGAAGCAACCAAGGCCAAGUCUACAGUAGCUGAGGCUGUUGAGACCAUGCAGAGAGCCAAUAACUACUGUUCACCCCCAGGCCAUGGGACUAGUAUUUCCAGAAUUGCUAAAGAAUCAAAUAUUCACGAUAGGUUAGCUGAGAAGUUGGGAAGUGCUGUCAAAGUUGCAUCAGCAAUGGCAGAUGUGGCAGCUGCAGCCACGGUUAAAUCUGUGUUAAGGGAAGUGAACCGGGGUACAUCCACCCCACAACUUCGUUCCAUUAGUAUGCCCAAGCUCAAAUCUUCUAUGGGAGGAACACUUACUAGAGGAGAUCGUCCCCUGGAUGUAUUGGAAUCUUUGAGGAGAAGACAAUCGUUUGAUUCUGAUGAAGAGAGUUAGUUUGUUUUCUCAACCCACUUUUCAUGUAAAAGUUAUUGAUACUUGGCUUGCGUCUUUGAGGCCUUACAAGGUAGUUUCUUCUACUCAGCCCCAGGGACUUUGAUAUUUAGGAUGUAAAUAAUGUUUCUAUUUCUACAUUCUAUAUGAUAUCUUUCAGUAAAAUGUAUGUUGAAAUCUUCUUUCAGAUUAAGAUAUUUGAAAGAAUGUUAUUGAAGCUAAGAUGUCAAGAGCAUUGUUAAGAGUUUUGAUCUUGAAUAUCAAUCUAACUAAACUUUUUGGAUUCCA
Nelumbo nucifera (sacred lotus) is the source of this 4515-nucleotide messenger RNA. Its product is annotated as binding protein. Gene Ontology annotation, cellular component: condensin complex; condensed chromosome, centromeric region. The record is from RefSeq and is a predicted model, not a curated record. Gene Ontology annotation, molecular function: histone binding. Gene Ontology annotation, biological process: meiotic chromosome condensation; mitotic chromosome condensation. Lineage: Eukaryota; Viridiplantae; Streptophyta; Magnoliopsida; Proteales; Nelumbonaceae.